AUGAAUACCGAAGCACUGAUCAAGCGUCAAGAGGACUGCUUUGAUAGCAUCAAGAGGAUAUGUGUUAAUUUCGGCAAGGACGCUCCUGAAAGAAAAACACUGGAGUAUCUUAAGAAGAGAAUCGAAGCUCUCGAUACGCACUGGCAACAAUUUGCAGAAACUGACAAGUUACUGAACGCGGGUGAGGAGAAAAACUUAUCUUAUUUUACUAGCAACGUGUUUGUGAAAGCUCAGGAGAAAUAUCUUAGAGCUAAAAGUCAGAUGGUGGCCUUACAAGCGCAGUGGGUAGCUGAACUAAUGAAGACUCAACCACAACCGACUGCUGGAACGUCUAAGGAAGAGAGAGGAGAGUCAGCCGGGACGUUCGGCGUAGUGCAAGACAUAUUUGGAGGGAUAAAUACGGAUUUAACUGACAGGAAGAGCGUCUUGUUACAACAACAACAAGGUAAUUUCAAAGCUUUUCAACGUGCCGCUACCAAGGUCAACAUCGACACCAUCGAGGAAAAAUGGGACCUGGAAGAUCGGUUAAAUAUUCUCAAGACUAAAUGGAAUGCUAUUGACAAAAUUCAUUGGGAAUUGGACAACUGGCUCAACGGAUCUAACGAAUUAUAUGAGCAGGAGUAUAACAGGUUAGAGAAUCUCUAUGAAGAAUUACGCAAGGUCAUCAACAAGAAGAUGUGGGCCAACUUACACUACGAGAAGUCUACGCCGAGAGUAGAAAUCCCGGAAUUCUCUGGCGAGUACGCUCAGUGGGUUUCAUUUAAAGAUAUCUUCAUGGAAACGAUUCAUAACAACCCCCUUAUCAGUAAAACACAGAAAAUGCAGCAUUUGAAGACAAAACUUAGGGGUGAAGCUGAGAAACUGGUGCAGCAUUUAACUGUGUCAGCAGAUAAUUACGAGUGCUGUUGGGAAAUUAUUCAAAACCGGUUUGACAAUAAGAGACUGCUAUUUUCAUCAUACAUCAAUACUCUGUUAAACCAACCUAUUGUCCAGCAACCGAAUGCGUAUCAAAUAAAGAGGAUGCAUGAUACGACAUUAGAAGCCUUGAACGCGCUAAAGAACAUUGGAUUGGAUACUUCGACUUGGGACCCGAUAGUGGUUCACCUCUUGUCACAGAAGCUGGAUGCAGCCACUUACAAUGACUACGUGCAAGGCUUACAAAAACCGAGAGAGUUUCCAGUGCUAAAGGAGUUGCUGAACUUUCUAGAAUCCAAAUUCAUGGCCUUAGAAACCGUCAAAACUAAUCACCCAGCGGUGAAAAGUUAUUACAAGAAUAACGAGGUCAAGGCGCCGAGCUUCAAGAACGCGGAAAAAGGCAGCAAAUCAUUCCAUGUUUCUAUUAAAAACUGUCCACUAUGCAAGAAAGAUCACGUCCUCAUGAAUUGUCCAACAUUCUUAAGCACGAACGUGCCUAACAGAAUUGCAACUGUCACGAAAUUACGAGUGUGCAGAAAUUGUUUAUUCGACCAUUACGGUAAACAAUGCGAUUCUAAUAAAAAAUGCAAAGUGUGUAACAAAUCGCACCACACAUUUUUGCACGAAACUAACUUCAAAGGACAAUCAACAUCAACCCCUUCGUGGUCACCCCAGAAAAAUACUAACCUUGUUAAAAAAGAGGAAGAAGAAGUUUUACUUACCACCGUGAAAAUUAUGGUUAAAAAUACUGAUGGGAACUAUAUAGUAUUACGAGCUUUACUGGAUCAGGGAUCUCAAGUGUCACUGAUCACUGAGAACGCGGCGCAGCGACUCAGACUGGCGAGGCAAAAGGGAAACGCAGUCGUAUCAGGAGUUGGAUCAGCAAUGGGCAGCAGCAAAGGCUUACUGACACUGGAGUGUAAAUCAAUACAUUCAGAUUAUAAAUUUAUUACAAAGGUGCUCAUAAUGAACAAACUGAUUAAUAACUUACCCAAUACUAAACUAACCACGUCAAACUGGACGCACCUAGACAAUAUUAAACUGGCUGACCCCGAUUACUUCACUCCUGGCCCAAUUGAUCUAUUGCUCGGAGCGGAUAUUUACUCCGAGAUUAUACUGGAGGGAGUGCUGAAGCAGGAUUCAAACUCUCCCGUCGCGCAGCAGACCAAGUUGGGCUGGAUUCUAUGCGGAAACACCAAAACAUUCAAGUGCUUUGUAACCCUCAAUGAGAUAGAGGAGUUAACUAGAUUCUGGGAAUCAGAGGAAAUAACAAAGGACACCGAGCUCACAGAUUCUGAAGCGUACUGUGAAAAGUAUUACGCGGAAACAACUGAACGGCAAGAAGAUGGCAGAUACAUCGUUAAGAUGCCUCUCAAGGAAGAUAUAGCCUCCAAACUGGGAAGCUCAAAACCUCAGGCUAUCUGUCAAUUUCACCAGCUAGAGAAACGAAUGGCAAGAAAAGACUCUCCUUUCCGGUCAAAGACCUACGGAAAGACAUAA
Messenger RNA from Plutella xylostella (diamondback moth), 2415 nucleotides. The record is from RefSeq and is a predicted model, not a curated record. Lineage: Eukaryota; Metazoa; Arthropoda; Insecta; Lepidoptera; Plutellidae.